This is a messenger RNA of Theileria equi strain WA, 879 nucleotides long. Its product is annotated as signal peptide-containing protein. The transcript has 2 exons. The coding region runs from base 1 to 879 and encodes 292 amino acids. The record is from RefSeq and is a predicted model, not a curated record. Lineage: Eukaryota; Apicomplexa; Aconoidasida; Piroplasmida; Theileriidae.
AUGAAGAUUCUCGCAUUACUACUCUACAGUUCUGCUCAGUCUGCAGAUACUCAAAAGAAAAGAACGGGGUCUUUGAUAGACACGUCGCGCUUUUGGGUACGUCAAUCCAAGGAAUGCGGCAUUCCGGUAUUGAAAUGUCUGGCAAAAAAGAGUAUCGAGGAAAUCUUCUAUGCCAAGGAGCCGGUCUGGGCCGGCCAGUCCGACCUAUCCUGCUCCUCCGCCACCUUUUACCUGGAGGAAGGAACACCAAAGUUGGUCCUAAUUAAAGUUGUUGACGAGGAUGGACGAAGACCUACUGAUUACAGAUACUUAGACCAUGGCAGGUGGAAAGCCUGUACCCAGGAGGAGUAUACAUCCAGAGUCGACCAGAUAAAGAAUGCUCUGAAUAUUUGGGAUAUCAAGAGCUCAGACAUUGAGGAGCCAAUCUCUGUUCAACUAGGAUCAAGAGGAAGGCAAAUGAGUGAUCAGGACGUUGAAUCGACUGAGAUGGACGCUUCUGACGAGAGUGCCGAACCUGGAAGCACAAGACCCUUGUACCCAGGUACCCUUGACAUUUUCAGGAAACCAUACGAAACAAGGGUAAACGUGCGCAGCUACGUUUAUAAAAACACAAACUGCAAAGAGUUCAAGCCAAAAAUUGGUCAAGACAUCACCAGUGUUGUCGACGGCUUAUGUGAUAUUUGGAACGCGGAACCCAUCACCAAAUUUCUUGAGGGGACUUUAUAUACAAAGUUCUCUCACAAUCCCCUGUUCCGGCUAAACUUUGAAAAGUCCAACGGGCAUAGCAAAGAACUGUAUUUUGAAAAAAUCAAUCGAACGUGGAGGGAAAUUGAUGAUAAGGACUACAAUAGGAAGAACAGAACAAUGCUGUCCAGUUAG